Messenger RNA from Dermatophagoides pteronyssinus (European house dust mite), 336 nucleotides. Its product is annotated as ninjurin-2-like. Lineage: Eukaryota; Metazoa; Arthropoda; Arachnida; Sarcoptiformes; Pyroglyphidae. The record is from RefSeq and is a predicted model, not a curated record.
AUGACAUCAAUAUUGCCAAUAAAUCAACCAACAUUAUCAGAUGAUUAUAAUAAUGAGGUUUUGGUUGGAAUCAUAUUCAUCUAUUUAGGUUAUCAUAAUAUUGAACAUGAACAAAGACAAAAACGUUUAAAUAAUUUAAAUAAUAUAACAACAAUACUAGUGUUUAUUAUCACAGUAAUCAACGUAUUUAUAUCCGGUUUCGCAUAUGAAAAUGGCGGUCGAAUUGAUGAUUAUGAUUUGAAUAAUAAUUCUACAUCGUUGAAUGAUUUAUUAUUAAAAAUUAAUCGAUCAAAAUGGCCACUACAACCGCAAAAUUGAAAAAAUGUCAAAAAAAUU